AUGACGACCGACAACCUCACCUUCUCGCUGGCCGACCUGGGCCUCUUCACCGGCAAGCGGCAGUACGACGCCUUCAGCCGGCUGAACGAGCUGGCGAAGGUCAGCACGCUGCAGCCGUCGUCCAAGCCCUUCACCUUCCCGCGGGGCGAGCAGAUCACCCUGCCAGAGACGUACGAUGUGGAGGGGGAGUCGCGCUCCUCACAGAAGCUGUUCGACGAGACGGACACGGGCGCGCUCUUCGUGCUCCACGACGGCAAGGUCGUGCUGGAGAAGUAUGCUUUGACGGGCGGGCCCGACGUCGCGUGGCUCUCGAUGAGCGUUGCGAAGAGCUUCACGUCCACGCUGGUGGGCAUCGCGCAAGCCGAGGGGCACAUCAAGGACCUGGACGCGCCGAUCAGCGACUACGUCAAGGUCGACUCUGGGUCGGCUUACGACGGCGUGUCGAUCCGUACCGUGCUGCGCAUGAGCUCUGGCGCCCGCUGGAACGAGGACUACUCGAACCCCGAGAGCGACAUUAUGCGCUUUGCGCGCGCGGCGUCGGGUGUCGAUGGCGGCAGUCUGGACGGGUUCGUUGCGUCCAUGGUGCGCGAGAGCCCGCCCGACACUGUGUGUCGGUACAACUCUGCCGAGACGCAGGUGCUUGGCGCGCUGGUCAAGGCUGCCACCGGGCGCAGCGUCACAGACUACAUGCAAGAGAAGCUGUGCGAGCCGCUCGGGUUCCAGCACAAGGGCUACUGGAUCCUCGACCCCAAGGACGUCGAGCACACGUACGGCGGGCUGAACCUCGCCGCGUGCGACUUUGCCAAGAUCGGCGAGCUGUUCCGCAACGGCGGCAAGUGGGGGGAGCGCCAGAUCGUGCCGGAGCAGUGGGUGCGCGAGGCGACGACGGUCGACGGGCCCCUCCGCGCGCCAGGCAAGCCGAUCGUCGGCGGCCAUGCACUGCCGCUCGGGUACGGAUACCAGUGGUGGGUGCCCGCCGGCGACGAGGGCGAGUUCUGCGGCAUCGGCGUGUACAACCAGUUCGUGUAUGUCAACCCCGCGCGCGGGGUCACGGUCGUCAAGAGCUCGGCCAACCCGCGCUACGGGCUCAGCGAGACCGAGGAGGAUAACAAGGACAUGGAGAACUUGCAGUUUAUUCGCGAGAUCGCGGCGCAGUUUGCUAAGAAGUAG
Vanrija pseudolonga is the source of this 1170-nucleotide messenger RNA. It is a transcript of the gene nylB, whose product is annotated as 6-aminohexanoate-dimer hydrolase. Bases 1 to 1170 code for a protein of 389 amino acids. NCBI's taxonomy places the organism in Eukaryota, Fungi, Basidiomycota, Tremellomycetes, Trichosporonales, Trichosporonaceae. The transcript is spliced from 2 exons. The record is from RefSeq and is a predicted model, not a curated record.